This is a messenger RNA of Penicillium nucicola, 1848 nucleotides long. RefSeq lists its product as uncharacterized. The transcript has a single exon. The coding region runs from base 1 to 1848 and encodes 615 amino acids. NCBI's taxonomy places the organism in Eukaryota, Fungi, Ascomycota, Eurotiomycetes, Eurotiales, Aspergillaceae. The record is from RefSeq and is a predicted model, not a curated record.
AUGGGCCACCCAGAAGCCUGCAAAGCAGAUGUGGAAACACUCACGGACGGAUCAGAGUCCAGAUCUAUAGACCCUAUAUCACCUCAAUACCCAUCCCAUGCGGAUCAUUCAACUUCUUUGAGUGAUUCAAAACAGUCACCUGGAUAUUCAACUCAAACAGAGAUACCCAAGCCUCGGAGAUUCUUGGCCCAACCAAUCGAAACUGUAUCUCGAAGCUCCAAGAAUCAACAGCCUGUGUCUACGGGAAUAGAACCUCAUACAGCCACUUCGCCAGUUGAACCCCCAUUGCAAGGCCAUAAUGAACAUCGACCAAGAAGAUUUGCCCCUGAACCCAUUGAAACCACCAAAUCAAGCAAUAGAAGAUCUCAUACAGCCUCCGAAGUCACCGGGGAAUUCCUAUCGCAACCUAAAACCACGACCCCAAGAAGGUUUAAACCUGAACUUAUAGAGACCGACACACGCUCAGUCCGAACAACAGAUACCAGUCAGAUUCUCCGCCGACAUAACACAUCAGGUCCACUGGCUCACGCGAGCACCAGCCCGGGCACGACAGCUUGGUCAAACGCGGAUCACCAUGCCGUGUCGUUGUCACCACCUGAGUCUCGAUUCUCGUAUUCCAGUCUGUUGCACCGACAAGAAGGCCGCCGGCACUCAUUUCGAGUUCCAGCUCUUCCAUCAAUACCAUCCAAUAGCAGCGAAGAGUCUGAUAACUCCAGAUCUCACUCGGCGUGCACCUCACCACUUGGGCCAUCGAAUAAAACAACCAAAGGUAUAAAAUCCAGCAAGGUAUCCCGUGAAAGCUGCAGCGAAGAAUUCUCCGAAUUUUUGCUUUCGCUGGCCGCCCGCUCCGCACAGAAGCAGCUGAGAGAACAAGCACUGGCUGCUUUUCCCAACGAGCAGGUGUAUGAGCCCGUUGAUCAUUUUGCCAUAGAUGAGGACGACAGGGACUUAGAAGAAGAUGGUCCGUCCACUCACAUAAAAUAUCGUCAUAUCAAAUCUCGUCGACAAUCCUCGGCGGAUUUGUCUUGGGAACUUGAAUACAUGCGACACCAUAAAGAGGAGGCUGAAAUGAGGCUUCGGGCUAUGAUGGCAUCUGGACAGCAGGAGUCAUCUCGAAAGCAGAAGAAUAACGGCCCUAGUCCACCUAUGCUUGGAAGUGACAUUGUUCUACCACAGAGCUUAUCACCGGAGGGGACCAUCUGUGAGCAUCCUCACAUCAAUACUGCAGUGACUGGCGGACAGGACCUUUGCAACGACUGUGAAGGGCUGUGGUGCGCAGGCCCUCAUAGACAGAGUGCAAAGGGCGCCGGUUUGUGGAUGGGAACUUGUUGCAAAGAUGAGAAGCAGGAGCAGGAGGGCCCAGGACUAUUUCCGGGGAUUGUGACUCCUAUGGCUUGGAUUGAUGAAACAGGUGUCGGUGUAGGCCUCAGUCCAUCUCCUUCACAUAUCCACCUGGAUCGCCUGGCGACAUCGCCAGGGAACUCUGGUCGAAAAGCUACCAGUCCAAAUCUCCGGAAAGCCCUUGAUGCAGAAUUCCACGACGGAUUUGUCACGCAGAUAUUCAACUACCUCUCGUUGGGAUAUCCUUGUCUUGCCCGUUAUUAUGACUACGAGCUCAGCCGAAUCUCAGGGAUCACAGUUGAAGAGCUCCGUCAGGAUGACCUACACACUGAUGCCCGGGGAUAUUUUGCCCUUGACAACAAAGAUCUGACCAGGAAAUGUACUCGAUGGAACGCAUUGCGCUUGUAUAUCCAGGAGUGGGUUAGACAGGAGCCUGGCAUGGUCGAAGAUGAAACCAACCUAGAAGGCUGGGGACUGCCAGAAAGAAAGGGCAGCUGGGCCAUUUGA